This is a messenger RNA of Anarrhichthys ocellatus (wolf-eel), 6014 nucleotides long. RefSeq names its product tripartite motif containing 65 (gene trim65). The record is from RefSeq and is a predicted model, not a curated record. The coding region runs from base 86 to 1648 and encodes 520 amino acids. Lineage: Eukaryota; Metazoa; Chordata; Actinopteri; Perciformes; Anarhichadidae. Gene Ontology annotation, molecular function: protein binding; zinc ion binding. The transcript has 8 exons.
CUGUCGUCAUCAGGGAAGCUUCGUCUGACGACAUUCAGUAUUCACACAAAUGCCGUGCACGAAUGUAUUUAUCUGUUGAGAGGAGAUGGCUGCUCACCCUUCAGAGAUGGAGUCUCAGAAUUCAACCCUGAACUGCGUCAUAUGCCUGGAGCGUUUCCGGAUCCCCGUCACCAUCCCCUGCGGUCACACCUUCUGUCAAAGGUGCAUCACCAUUCACUGGGACACCAAGAGCAAGGCCGAUAUCGGACCUCGGUGCCCAAUCUGCAACGAGGAGUUCGCCACCAGGCCCAUCCUCAAGCGUAAUGUGUCCAUGUCGGUCUUGACCGAGGCUGCAAACAGCACCGGCCCCUCCUGCAGAGAGUCGCUCAUGAGGGGAGGCGAAGGGGCGAGACCCAUGCUACUGUGUGACCGCCAUAAAAAGCCUCUGGUUUAUUACUGCAGGCAGGACAAAAUGUCUGUGUGCUGCGAGUGUGGCAUCUCACAGUGCGUGAACCACGAGAAGGUCUUGUUGGAGGCCGAAAGGGAAAAUCAAGAGCUGCUGCUGGAAAGGAAGAGUACGGAGGUCGGGAAACUCACUGAAGAGACGCAGAAAAGUAUUGUGGACUUGGCUGAGAAUAUCAAUCAAGCUAAGGUGACUCUUCAGCAGACUUCUUCCUGGGUCAGUGUCAAGUUCUCCUCCCUGAUUAAAACACUGGCUGAGAAGCAGGAGGCUACAGAGCUCUUCAUUGAGGAGCAGAAAGAAGCUGCCAUCGCCGAGGCGGAGGCACGGCUAGCUGAACUCGAGCAGCGCUCCCAGAUACUACGAGAGAGCCAGGGACAGAUAGCGGCGGUGCAUGACCUCUCUGAUACAGAUCUCAUCAAGGAAUCGAUGGUCCUAGAAGUUCCACGUUUCAAAGAUAUUCCCACAGAUGUAACGCCAAACCUUCCAGAGCGAUUGAACGGUGUCACCGAUGUCCUUACCCGAGUCUCCAAGCUGGUGUUUGAGGACCUAGAGAAAGCUGUGAGCGCCGCUGUGGGUCCGGACGAAGAUGGUUCUCCUCAGGAUAAGAAGCCGAUGCUAGCUGUGGUUCCCAGUCCAGCCACUCCGUGCCACCCGGGUGGGAAGGAGGGCCUCAGCGCUUACCGGUGCGCUCUGACCUUUGACCCCCGCACGGCCAACGGGCACCUGUUUCUGUCCCAGGAGUACCGGAAGGCGGAGCACCUGACCUCCGGGCCACGCCCCGUCCCGGCCAAUGAAGCACGCUUCGACCACACGUGGCAGGUGCUCUGCUUUCAGGGCUUCACUCGUGGACAGCACUACUGGGAGCUAGAGGUGUCCAAGCCCUGGGCCUACCUCGGGGUGACCUACGAGACCAUCCCCAGGAAGGAGAAGGGCAAGCGGUGCAUGGUGGGUAUGAACGAGCUGUCCUGGAGCCUGCAGCUGGACCAGCAUCAGCUCAGCGCCUGGCACAACGGCCGGCGGGAGACUCUGGCCGGCCUCUCGCAGCACAGCUGCAUCGGCAUGCUGCUGGACUACGAGGCGGGGACGCUCACCUACUACGGAGACGGGCAGACCAGGCUCCACGCCUUCCACUGUGCCUUCAGCCGGGAGCUGUUCCCCGCCUGCUGGAUAGGUGAGGGGGUCAGCGUCACCCUCUGCUCCACAUGAGCUGAAUCAUAAAAGGGAAGAAGGGACCUCAGUAAUGAGAAGCACUAUCAAACAAAGGCACUAGCAGACUCAACAUAGAGGAUCCCCCUUAAACAUUUGGGAGGUUUUGUUUCUUUUCCUUUUUUUCCUUCUUUACAAUAACUUUCUUCCGACAAUGUUUUAAGCAGAAGAACUGACUGUAGUCGGCCUUCUACCCGCAAACUGUCCACCUGGCUGUGACUUAUUACAUAAUUACUUACCACACAAUAACAGCUAAGGAACUGGUCUCAAACUCUGGUCCCGAAGAGCCUCAGGGUUCUAUUGUAAGGACGACAAUACAUCAUUUCUUCACAGCAUAGAUGAAAUAACCCUCAUUUUAGGAUAGACGUCUGCUUUCACGAAGGAAAAGCCCAAUCCCCUCAACUCAGUGUGUCAGACUAUUGUACUUUCACUACACAAAAUUGAGUUUCCUUGUUUCACUGCAAGGCAAUACACAUUAUUAUGAAAUCCAUCGAGGGAUUAGUUAGAAACCAGAGAGUACAGUACUGUGCCCGACUCUGGUCACCUCUGAAGAAAUAGUUAAUUUUUGGGAGAUUUUUGGUAAAGAAGCUACAGCCAGUAGCCGGUUAGCCUAGCUUAGCAUAAAGACUGGAAACAGUCUAAUUAACGCAUUACCUGGCAACCAGUGGAGACUACAGGAAGUAGAAUAAAUAGUCCACAAAACUUCCGUAAAACUACAACCUGUGGUUUUUACACUUUUUUUUCAACGAGUUAAAAUCGGUGAGCUUUAGAGGUGCUGGUUGGUGACUUUUGUUACUUGUUAGGACAGAGCAAGGCCAGCUGUUUCCAGUCUUUAAACUAAGAUUAGCUAACGUCUGAUUGCUGUAGAUUUAUAUUAAGCUGACAAACACCGAGUUGAGUCACUCUUAUCUCAGCCAGAAAGUGAAUAAGUGUAUUUCCUCCUGGUGUAAGCGUCUCUAACUGACCACUGCCGGGUUUUUUUUUUUAUUAAGUCUGCUCUUCUAAUGUGGGGAUGGAAAUAGAUGAAAUCCUGCCUGGGCUACACUGGCACACACAUAUAGCAGUAUGAGAAAGCCAGAGACCUUCUUGCAUUGCUGUUAGAAGCCAUUUGUUGAGGAAUGAGUUAAUACAUCACCCUUGCUGUCUGGAAAUUUUGGUUAUACUUGAAUUUUUAAAAUUUUAUGUUCAAGUACUGGCCUUCAAGUGGGGAAAAAAAGAAAAAUUGCUCAUUGGUGCACAAACCUUUCACAACUUUUUUGGUUUCUGGGCAGAAUUCCGCCUCAGAAGAAAGUGAGCCAGUUCAUAAUGUUGUGCAUACGGGACAAUAAGCCACAGCAGGGUGUCGUGAAUAUAAUUAAUUUUAUUAGACACUGUCCCGUUAAAAGUACAAUGCCCUCUGUUGUACCAUGAGCACCGUAGGUGGGCUGUACAUUACUACUGACACUACAGGGCUGAGAAGGGAUCUUGGGAUUUUAGCACGAAUGCACGAUUCGUCCUGCCUGUACAGUUUUAAACCGUUGAUGCUGAAAGUAUUGUGAUGGAAUCUGCUGUAAUGUACAAAUGUUUCUAAUGGACUUUGGCCUUUUAAAAAAAAAAAAAAAUCAUGAGCACUUAAGAGUGAAUAGCUGUGACUUUGAGGCUCAGGACAUCAUGAGUCAGGAUUUGGGAAGCUGUUGUGGAUUUGCACAAGUUGUCUGAGACGCAGAUGAGGACUACUGACUGAGGAGGGAAGAAGCACACUUCCAAUGCCGUUUCAGCCUCGUGGCAUAAAACAUAACCCCUGGUGCACUCUCGAAUAUGUUUGUUGAGUACGCUGAUGCACCGUGCUGUGUUUUUAGUGGAAUACCCAUCAAUUUGUGAUUUGGCAAUGCUCGGUGUAGAAAUAAAGGCAAAGAAAGUGUUUUCACAUGAAUCAAGAUCCAUUUAAUAAAAUCCAAUGCAUACAUGCAUGAGUUGAGAUCAUGCUUUGUUUUCCGUACUUGAGCCAUUUUACAUGAAUUAUUCAAUAAAUUAGUUUGAAAUAAAUACAGAGCUUUAUUAUUAUUAUCAUACACACAGCCAUGACAGAGCGAACAGGAGCCCGAUGCAUAGCAUUCUGAGAGUGCAAAGAAUCAGCCACGGAUGUGCCACAGAUACAGUAUACAGAUAAGUGACUAAGGAGGAUGGAAGCGGAGAGACUCGGAUACUGAGGUGCUCAGAUCAGAUUUAAAGACCGACCUCAAACUGGGGGGAGUCAAGACCACAACCACAGGAAGUAGAAACAGUGAGAAAGAUCAUCGAAUGUUCAUGUUCGUUUCUACAAUGUACAUAAGAAGAAUGAGAGGUGAAGCAGGCUGGCGGUGAGUCUGUGACCAUUUGUUUUCUCGAAAUGUUCAGAGGCAUGACAAAACAGGAAGUGACAUCAUUGGGUAACUGCUCUGCUCUUGCACAUUGUAAAGAUAAUCCCUUCUGGCAGUGUGGUCGCCCUCGCUCUCUGCCUCUAAUCCAGGAUCAGGGAUUGACUGCGUGGGCUCGACGCCGCUCUAAUCUUUGUGGUCCUCUCGUCCACUGAAACACGUCAAAGCAGACCAGGCGGCACUGCAAUCCGCUCCCUUUACAAAAGUUCGUUUUUCCUCUAGGUUAGUGUUCUCGAGAAAACAUCUCAUUUUGAAAAGUCUACAUAUUAAAAGCCUGUACACACAAAUAAUAGAAAAAUAAAACACUGCAUUCAGCUUGCCUCUGAAUAGACUAGCAAAGUAAUUAACAUUGUUCGAUUCAUUCUAGUUUAAUGAGACAGUCAUAGAAAAAGCCUAAGUGAGUGUCACAACUCGGCUGAAUCUGAAGUUUAGGGUGGCGGUAUGAUUCUUGGGACACCUGUAAGACAGUUGAAUGGUAAAAUAGCUCAUCAGGUUACAAAGUUUUUGUCAACCACAUUGAAGGAAAAAAAAAGCCUCUAAAUCCAGACAACUCUGGCCUCAAAGGUCGCUACCAAUACUUCUUAUUACCAUCAAGUAAAAGGUGCUUCUGUAGAGAAUGAAACCCAUUACAAUAUAGGAAUAAUUCAGAUGAAUGUGAAAAGGUGUAGGCUGAGGUGGGAAAGCAAUGGAAUGAAAAGGUGGAACCACAUGGACUGAUGAGGAAGAUGAGAAAGAGGGAUCCAUGGUGAAAUGGAAAACGUUAGCCUUCCUGAUGUCCAGUUAAUGGAAUGGAAAACAAGGUGAUCCAGUAGGACAGAGAUAACAAAAGACAGAGAGCAGUGAGGGUGACAUCAAGCAGGUCUACUGGUUCUUCUUGUCUUCUGGUGGGGAGUAGGGAGGAGGCUUGUCCUGUGGAGAGAGGAGAGUUAUGGUUUGAGACAACACACGCUCAGUGAAAUCUGGUCUGCACUUGCUGGCGCUCGAUUGUAGAACUCGAGGAUCGAUUCGUUUCACUGAGCCAUCCACAGAGGGUGCUUUAUGGGCGGGAAUUACAAUUCUGCAACUAUUGUAAAGAUAUUUAAUAAAAGACCAGAAACAAAUCUAUCUAAUUAAAAACGUUCUAUUGUAUAUUGAGCGCCAUCCAUUCAAGCAUUGCAAAAAAGGCCCGUCAGGUCGAGAGCACCCAAAAAGCACCUGAGCGGACGCCAUCCCUUUAUUUCUAGCGCCAUCUGCUGGAACCCUCCAACACCACAGCUUCACUUAUACAGCGCAUUUGUGAUAGCGCACAGCUUUAGACCGUUUCCCAGCCUUCAUUCAAUAAGCCUUGCGGUAAACAGGGAAUGCCACAUGUUAUGCCUACUAUGUCUACGAAGCUCCACAACUUGAGUAUCGAUUAAUUUGAUGAUCUGUCAUAUUGUGUGCUACUGUACCACAAAUCCCUUUUGAAAUUAAUCUUAUUCAAGAGGGUGGUCUUUCAAUUUGAGGGCAUGACUCGUUGAUUUUUACAUUCAAAUUUUGUAAUGCUUCCCCUCAAAACCCUGCCCUUGCACUCAAAUAGCCCGUGCUUUUUUCCACCCAUAGGAGCGCACGGAGUAAGUGUGAGAAGGGCCGAGUCUGUGCAAGCAACAGUAUAUCUGAGUGCAAGCAUACAGUUUGAGCAGAAGCAGAGCAAAUGUAAGCAUAAGCAGAGGCUAUUUGAGUGUGAGGAAAGGGUUUUGAAGGAAAGCAUUGCAAAAUCUGAACAUGAAAUCAAUGAGUCAUACUCUCAAAUUGAAAGACCACCCUCUUGAAUAAAGAUCAGAAAAAAAGCCCCAAAAUAUCCUUGCAUCACUCCUUUACGUUGUAGUUCCUGAUGCACAAUAGAUACCACCUCAUCCAUAUUAGUGUGUUGCUUUCCUCUGAAUCAGGCGGCAACCUCUGGGUCAUGAAAGUGAAGCCAAUGCAGAAGUGCCUUAAACCUCUCUACUGAC